GUCAGUUGGUCAACAUGGCGAUGAUCUGAUUUAGCGAGCGGAGGACACAUAAACUUUCUCGUCGAAGGCGUGAAUAAUGCCCGAAAAUUCAUCUUCUUGGGUGUUAGUAUUAUAGAAGGAUGUCCUGAUCUGUUUCUUUGACCAGGAUGGAGACAAGCUCAGAAAAUGAUGUAAAAAUGGAGGAAGCACCCUCAGAUAAAGAAUCUGGGACAGGACUUCAGGGAUUUGAGGAUAAGGAAAAAUCUGAACAACAACACCACCAUGAUGAUAAGCAAUUGGAUGCAUCCCACCAAAUUCCUGCACUCUCAAAGUCGAGGGUGUUCCUUUUGAACAUCUCUUGGUUUGGCAUGAAUGUCAUGUAUCUUAUUCUGUCAGUUGAGGUUGUGCCGUCUCAAGUUUAUGCACUAGUUGGCUCUGGGCAGAAGGGUCAAGUGCUUGGAGGCAUGGUUGCUGCUGGAGCAGUGGUUACAUUUUUCUUGAGCCCUCUGGUUGGAAUGAAAAGUGAUCGUCUUGUGUCACAGUAUGGAAAACGACGCCCUCUGAUGCUUGGUGGAACUGUGUUACUUUGUAUAUCGCUUUUUGGAAUGGCAUUUAGUGCUCCUGAUAUUGAAAGUGACAUUUCAAAUGUUACGUGCUCUAUGGAUUUAAAGCUGCGGCGAUGUCUGCCGUACUAUAACCUGACCAUCUUAGAGCAGUCAGAGGACAAUUCUACUGCUAAUUCGGACACAAGCUUCUUGCUGAGUAUGCUAAUGCAGAAAGAAGACUCGAGAGGAAAUAUAGGUCUUUACAUUGCAUUCUAUCUGUGUGUAAUGGCAUGCUAUUCCAUAAUGAGUGUACCAUAUAAUGGACUGAUUGCUGAUUUGACCCCACCAUUCCAAAGAGGCUUCAGUUCUGGUGUUAUGGGAGCCAUGACACUAGUUGGAAAUGUAACAGGAGCUCUCAUAGGCUUUUUCUUUCCGAAAAUUGGAGUGGUUGGCACGUAUUCCUUGGUGUCCAUCCUGUACUUUUUGUGUGUAGUGCUCACUGUGUUCUCCUGUCCAGAGCCCCCUAAUAAAGUGACCCACAAGCCCAUAGGUCUGAAGGCUGUAUUUCAUGCCUACUGGGAACCAUUAAAAGUUUUCUUGAGUUUUGGCUGGGAGACAUGGUGACUUUACCAAACUGCUGGUCUCCUGAGAGGAGUGUAGCAAUGCUGCUUCUUCCAAUGCUGUUUUCUGCUGCAUUGUUUUCUGUUAUAGGAGGUUUCCUAUCAGACAGGCUUGGAAGAAGAAAACCUCUUGUUAUUGGAUCAGCAAUAUUAAUGAGUGUGUGUGCUGUGAUACUGGCUGGAUUGCAGGGGAAAUAUGCUUUUUAUGCUGCAAUGCCAGUAGCAUUAACAUUUGGGGUUGGCUUUGGAGCUUAUUGUGCAGUGGAUUUUGCCCUUGUGAUGGAUGUUCUUCCUAAUGACAGAGAAAAAGCCAAGGAUCUGGCUGUUUGGCAUCAGGCCCUUGUCCUGCCGCAAGCCAUUGCCACACCCACAGGUGGUAUCAUUUUGGACAUGUUUGAGAAGCUGAGAUGUGAUAUAGGACUUGGUUACAUUAUCCUCUUCCUUGUAACAUCUGUGUACUUUGUUCUUAGUGGUAUUUUUGUUUAUAAUAUCAAGAAAGCAAAAUAGAUUAAAACCUCUUCUUGUGAAGCAUCAUUUAUACUUUUCUUAUGAGAUGCCCGAGGGGUUUCUUUUUUGGCUACAUUCUUUAUUUCACCUUUCAAUUACUUGUAAAUUGCAUAUUCUAAGAUAGCAUGACGUUAAGGUUGCAUGAUGUGUUGCUUUCAUUGUUGCCAAGGCACAGUGUCUUUGGAGGAAUCCUGUAGGUCAAGAUCCCAACUUGUGCUUGGUGGUUUUAAUCUAUGAUGCUCACAUGUAGGUGUCUGUUAGUAUAACAAUCCACUGUCGCUUGUCAAAAUUAAAAAUUAAAUCUAAUUUUCACUGCACGUUGUUGAAAGGAAUAACAUUGAUCCAAAGGGAUUGAGAUGAAGUAUUAUUUCAAGUAUGAUGCACUUGUCUUCCUUUUGUACAUGUAUCUCUGAUGAAAAGGAAACAUCAUUUAUUUCUAAAGAGAUUAACUAUCAGGGUCACAGUCAGAGGUGUCAAAGUUCAAAUUCAGAAUAUUUUUAUGGGAAUUAAAAUUAUAUAGAUCUUAACAAUUUUGAUGUCAGUCUUUUACACAAGGGGUUUGCCAAAAUUGGAGAAUGGAUAUUUUUACAGGCUGUAUUUUGACAUGCAAAUUGAUGAUAUGUAAAUGUAUAACAGGAAAUGUGUUUUUGGUGAAAAUUUAAAGGAGCAUUAGAAAUAACAUGCUUGUGACUAAAACAGGAGAUCUUUUAUCAGUGUUUACUAGAAUUGAAAACAAAGAAAGUCUGGUAUUAUGGAAAACAUUUUAACCAUUACCAUGAAGGUGAACAACUUGUACAUAUUUUCUAAUUUUAGUAUCUCAGUAACUGGCCACCUGCCCUUCCCCUAGCCCAAAAACAGUCAACUGAUAACAAGUUAAGGUAAAUGUUGGGUUAGGGGAGGGGUAGGUGUACAGUUAGUCAGACACUGACAUUGAUUCUAGUUUUAGCAAGGAAUUGUAAGUUUAGUUUUCAGUGAAAGAAAGGGAACUUUUUAGCACAACAACAGUGAUAAGAGUACAGUGUACUCUAGAAUUUGCUAUUUUACUAUUACAAAGAAGUCAAAAAGCUCUUGCAACAAAUACUUGCAUGACAUGUACAGUAGCUAUUUUUUACUGGUAUUUAAUGUACUGAAUUUCACUACUGAACAAAAUGGCAAAAACAACUAUUGCCAACUGAGCCAUAAAUAUAAAAACGUUAAAUAAGAUAAGCAUUGAUAAAAAUGUAGUUUCCCUACUGCCUACCACAUUCUCUCAUUCUGGAU
Messenger RNA from Pocillopora damicornis (cauliflower coral), 2911 nucleotides. RefSeq lists its product as uncharacterized. NCBI's taxonomy places the organism in Eukaryota, Metazoa, Cnidaria, Anthozoa, Scleractinia, Pocilloporidae. The record is from RefSeq and is a predicted model, not a curated record. Gene Ontology annotation, biological process: transmembrane transport. Gene Ontology annotation, cellular component: membrane. Gene Ontology annotation, molecular function: transmembrane transporter activity.